Ixodes scapularis (black-legged tick) is the source of this 7406-nucleotide messenger RNA. RefSeq names its product CDK5 and ABL1 enzyme substrate 2. The record is from RefSeq and is a predicted model, not a curated record. Gene Ontology annotation, biological process: regulation of cell cycle. The transcript is spliced from 12 exons. Lineage: Eukaryota; Metazoa; Arthropoda; Arachnida; Ixodida; Ixodidae. Bases 654 to 2219 code for a protein of 521 amino acids.
ACCAUCGCAAAAACCUAUGCCUAUACUGAUUUCUUUUGUUGUUUUGAGUCAUCCUAGCGUUUUGUUGGGUUUAUGUCGGUAGGUUGGUUGGUCGGUCGAUCGCUCGCUCGCUCGCUCUCGCGCAGUGAGUGAAACAGCUUCGUCUUCCUGCCCUUGUCCGUGUUCCCCGCGCCGUAGAGCAGCCUCCCGAUGGUCAGCGUUCUCCAGCCCACCCCGUCUCGACAACCGUCGAAACCGUACGGACUCCCAGCUUCGUGAAGUGAGCCAAGAGCCGCACGACGAGCCAACAUGCCUCGACCGUCCCAAGACCUCGCCGCCGGCACCGUUGCAGCCUCACCACCGUCGCCAACAACAACAAGUCCGGUAAAGAGUGUGCUUUUCCACAGCCAGUUCCCAUUUCAGGCCACGUGCUCCGGAAUGACUUCUAAACCAACGCCGACUUUACGGACUACAUGUCGUUUCUAAGGAUAUUCCUAAACCCAAAGUGCACCAACGAUUCCUAGCACCGACCACCGAAACGUCGCCGCUGUCGCCUUUUCAGUUGUUUCGUGCAACCGUCGUCUACAAGGUAUUCACUUCACCCGCGUGUGCUAACACCGUCGUCUGCUUGAUCUGUCUUCGUCGUCUGCAAAAGCAUUGCCGCUGUGCGUGGUAUGGCGGCUUGUCUGAAGCGUCAAAGAUCUCGCCGUCGGCUUGCAGCGCUCACGUUCCUCUCGAACAUCUCCCUGGAUGGGACGCACAGGGAUACGAAACUCAACAUAUUUAAUCGCGCGACCCAGUCGUGCGAUGUAGACGUGACCGAUCGCACGGCCAUCGCAGCCGGCGACUUGGCCGUCAACGAAGAUGAUUCUGCCACAACUGAUCGAACUACACCGCCGCUCGUAUUGUCCAAGUGCAGUGCUGCGACCACCGCCGCCAAGGCAAACAGCGACGAAAAACUGGCCUAUUCCGCAGGCGGUAGCAGCCCAAGGGAGCGUGAACGGGUCUACAGCUUUGCGUCCGAGACGCGGAUCCGCCUGCCGUCGUUCAGCAGCAAGAAGAAACCCCUGACAAGGCAACAUUCCACAAAGCCCCUGCAGCAGCAGCAGGCAAGCAAAGGGAGCAACGAAAGCUUAGGCGGCACGCAAAGCCGAAGCCGACAGACCUCUGGCAGCUUCUCAGACAGCUCUCACUCGUCGUUCGAGCUCAAGUUUGUCAAAAGUACCAAGGACCAGCCCGUGAGAGAUGAAAGGGUCUACAUGGUCUCUGCAAAGAGGGCCCCCGUGGUGGUCUUCUCGGCACUGUCGUACAACAGAAGAAGCCUCCGAAGCUCUGCUAGGCCCGAGACAAAAACUGAAGCGUCGAAACGGAGACACGCUUCCGGAAAUCGCCAGUUGUUGGCCAUCAACGACAAUGGCGACGCCAUGGAUAUGCUCUCUCUCCUCGGCAUCCGACGUCCUGAAGAAGGACAGUACCUGUCAUUCGGGCAGUACCUGGUGUCCUCCCGUCAACCUCACGGCUCCGGCGCACCCCUCCGCUGGUCCAAGUCUCACGAACCGGAGCUGCCCGUGCACAGCCACGUGGGGCGCUGCGUCUCUUACGAUGCCAGCCAAGCGACCACACCGCCCAGUGCCAACAGCCUGGACAAGAGCUUCGAGUGGAGCAAGGAUGACACAAUUCUACCCCACUGCUGCGUGAUUCCUGUCCUGUACACGCCGGACUUGCUGGACAACCCGGAGCUGAUAGCGGGCAAACACAGCACCCUGCUCACCUUUCCCUCUUACAUCACGUCGGUCAUUGACUACGUGAAGCCGUCGGACCUCAAGAAAGAACUGAAUGACAAGUUUCGUGAAAAGUUUCCCUUCAUCAAGCUGACGCUGAGCAAACUCCGAAGUUUGAAGAGAGAGAUGUGCAAGAUCGCUUGCGGGGAGUGCGGAAUCGACCUGCUGACAGUGUCCCAAGCCUACGUGUUUUUCGAGAAGUUGAUACUGAAGCUGCUGAUUAACAAGCAGAACCGUAAGCUUUGUGCUGGGGCUUGCCUGAUGCUCUCUGCAAAACUCAAUGACGUCAAGGGCAAUGACAUUAUGACACUCAUAGAGAAGAUUGAAUGCGGCUUCCGCCUCAACCGGAAGGACCUGCUCGACUUCGAGUUCGGAGUGCUCGUUGCGCUCGAAUUCUCCCUGCACCUUCCCACCUGGCAGAUCUACCCCCACUACCAGCGACUCCUGUACGAGUCCUGAGACGCGCCCGAAGGCUGCGGCGGCUCCUUUCACACCCUGCUGCAGCUGCACUGGCGACUUCACCGGGUUGCGCCAUUUCACGCCUCGCCCCUGUGACACGCUGCUGUGACACUUCUGUGAUGCCUGUGGGCACCUCGGUGUUACGAAACGUUACCUGGGGAUCAGGUUGGACCCUCGGCAAGAAGGUCGGUGAGAUCGCCGAUUGCCGUGAUUGCCCGGCACCACGCUGCGAUCUCGCUGACUUUGUCGCCGAGGAUCCGACUUCGAGCCCGAGAUAGCUCGCACGUUAGUCGUCUCUGCGAGGUGGCCAAGUGCAGUCAGUCGUGCGAGAGGCAUUUGUCGGUGAUAAAAGGCCGGCGAAAGAAGCGCGCUUUUGGGUCGCGGCGCAAGACGACGGCAGUCAGUAACUAUGCGUCGUCGAACCGAGUGUCGUGUUUCUCAUGCUGCUGCCCGCCUCGGGGAACGACGCGACUCUGUAGUUUAACGACGCAUAGUCGUUUGUCGACUGUCGUCGUCACGCGUGCCCAUAUACGAUUGACGUGCGGGCAACCCGGUGUAACGUUUCGCACAACCAGGGCGUCUGCAUGCCUCACACUAGACGUGCUUUGCGCUUCCACUUCAUAACCGUGGCACUUUGGAAAGGGAACAGUCUUUCGUGCCUCCGUCGAAGUUUCGACACAGAUGCUUUGGUCCGACAACUGCGGCACCCUUGUGACCCUCGUGUGAUGCGUCUCUGUGACACCUCAUGCCAGAUGCGCUUCCGUUUCAUAACUGCUGCACUUAGGAAAGGAAAGCGCUUCCCACGCAUCCCUCGAGGCUUUGACGCAGACGUUUUGGUUCGGCAACUACGACACCCUUGUGAGACACUCCUGUGACGCAGCUCCGCACGUCCUUCCUCCGGCUGCGCAGCUCGAGCGCUUCAACGAAAAAAGAGAGUGUGAACCGUGUCUGCGGCGAGGGCCUCGGGUCCUCGCAACUUUACGAACCUUUCUCAAAGUUGUGUAUAUGUUUUCGCUCGUUUAUUUUUAUGUAUGGUGCCGUGAUCGAUGCCAUUCUUUCUUUCCAUCCGACCCUUCGUUUUCCGUGCGACACCGGAACACUGUGCUCGAAACGAACUGUGUCCAACGAGCACCCUUGCAACAUACGCUAAAAUCCUUUGCCUCUUAAUGUAAAGCAUUGUUUAUUGGAGUGUACGGCAUAAUCUGCGGGCUUGGAUCACUUCAAAUCCCAGUGGCUGAAGCCUGUAGGCCCUACGGGGCUUCUGGCCUGAUCCCUUUUUCAUUCGCCGGAAAACCUUGGGAUUGACAGCGAUACGAUUGGCUGUCUGUCUUUCUGUCGGUGGUUUUGGGCCGAGCAGCAACAGUGCCCAGUUCUUGGCCUGACUCUUUGCAGCGUGGGGUCUACAAUCCCCACCCCAUAUAAUGUGCUGCCCGUGUUCCACAUAGAAUGUGUGUUGGGCCACGCCCCAUGCAUGCUGACAUCUGGGUGUCUCUCCCCCCCCCCCCCUUGUUUUUGUUGUGUAUUUCAUAUUUGCCAUGCGUCAAGGUCAAACUGCCAACAAAUCCCCAAGCGUCUCAACAGGCUUGGGCAUAAUUCUUUUUGUAACAACAGGUUGUGUAGUGCAGCGUUUCUUUGUCGUGAUCUGAGCCUGUUUUAGUGCCCUUUCGAGUCUUGGAAACUAUGUUGCUAUGUUUUGCCUCUAUAUGAUGACGAAUUUGUCUGUAUAGUACUUUUAAUUUUGACCUGGUAAGAUGGACUGCAUUGCACAUGAUCUGUACAAAGUCAUACACACUCUUCAUGGCUAAGUAUGAACCACAAUCCAGAAGUUGUGCUUUACUCGUAAGGUGUCUGUAUGCUAUCGAUAUAAAUGAAUCAGUACGUGCAAGGUAUUAGCAAAUGUAGAGGUAAUGUAAAGCAUGGGAGUGCAAGGAUCUGUUGGUAUUCCGGAAAGGUACUUAACAUGCUUUCGAUACUGGUAACAAAUUGGUACCGGUAUUAUUAUAGGGCUGUUGAUAUCAUAAAGAUAAUGUUUGGGUACUAGUAAGCAAUGGUAAGAUCACUGGUUACAGGCAGUAAUAAAGUUUUGGGUAACAGUGAGGUCUUGCUAUACUAUCAUGCCAAUUGUACCUAACUGGAAGCUAAUUAGUAUGUCAGUACCCCUUACACUUUGUUUGGUAUGUUUUCAUUGCCUGAGCAAUAAAAACAAAUACCAAACAGGGUAAAAAGAAAUAUAUAUAAAAUUUGUUUUGUUCAAGAUUUAUUUUAUUUUAAUCAGAAUUCGAUUUAAAUCAUCCUAGCUGUAAAAAUAGAUUAUAUACUCUUAAACAUAGCAAAAACGGUAAAUAAAAAUAAUUUUGGGAAUUCUGCGGGGAAGGUUUGAUGUAAAUCAUCAUAGUAAAGCCAGUGAUUUUAAUCACAAUUUCAAUCAUCUUUAUUUUUAUUUUUCACCCUGGUGAAAAGUAAGGUAUUAGUCCUCCAUUUCCAUCCCAUUCAACAACUGACUUUUUCUCUUGUUUGUUUCCAGUUGUCUUUUAUAUUUCAGUUGAGACGAUUUCACAAGUAAGUGGAAUGACUCGAUCGCUCAUGUAAAGUUUUUAAGGACAACUUAUUAUGCUGAGCGAGGUCGCUCGGCUUCUUUUGGUGCUACUUUUAUGAAGGGCGAUGCAGCGGCGCGUUUCUAGAAAGUCUUGUGCUACUACUAGGGAAAUAUUGUGCUGCUCUCUCCCACUACCACCUGAAGCGUAGCGCAGUGACAGAAAAGGGCACGUAUAGCCGACAGAUUAUUUAUUGAGGAAAGCAGAGGUACAGACGUCUGUGAUUUCUUUGGCUUUGAAGUGAAAUGAAGCUCGCAACUGGAAAAGCGACAUUCAAAGACCCGCAGUAAGGGAGAUCACACUUCACUAACUUCUGUGCUAUUACUCCAGCUCCUUAGUACUCGUUGAAUGCCACGACCAUAUACCUCCAGGACCCGAAGCUCGUACAAUGUAGAAUGAACUCGGCAUGCCACUUUGGCGUCGUCAACUUUGCCUCCGAAGACGCGCGACCAUUAGUACUGCCUCGUGUUGUUGCCCUAGGAAUUUCCGAGACACAGAUGACCUCCUGAAUUUCAAUAGAACACUGAAAGGCUAGCGCAGCAGUUCUAAGCUUUUGGCCCUCACAGACCCCCCUCACAGACCCCCAGACCCACUUGGAGCCCGUUUGAAGACCCCCAAUGCAUUCUCUAUCGGUUGUCUUAAAGGACGUUUUUUUUUUUCUGUACUUGGCUCAGAUUGCCGUGAACGGUCUUGAGGACCCCCAGGGUCUGCGGACCGCAGCCCGAGAACCGCCGCGCUAGCGUGUCAUAUAUGUGAAGCGUUGCCGUACUUUAAUUCCAACUCAAGUCUCCCAGCUACGAAUAUGGCCCCCCCUUCGAGUUAUUGCGUGCCUAUGUAGUACUUCUUGCACGGCCAUAUAUCGCAAAUUUUCCAUAGCGAACUGCGCAGGUCUCCACCACGGAACGUCGCUCCCAGUUUGACUUCUGAAAUGUUAACCCUGUGGAAGUAACGCAAAUGUAGUGCGUGACAAAUGUUUCUAUAUUGUGAGAUGCGACAUUUGUGUAAAGUCGCGCAGCCGCAUUUCUUCGAAGCAGGUCACGACGUUCCGUGGCAGUACUUAAAAAGGAGCACUACGGCGGAGGAAGGUUGUUUGGGCAGCGGCGUAUUUAUUCCCCACUGUAAAUGCUACGGCACCAAUUUACUCUCAGAACUAGAAAUUCUCCGAGCUUACGAGGCUCCGUAGAACUCCGUGCCAUCUCGCUUCGCACAGAGUCGCCAUUACCGUUCGUGGUUUGUUUUAUAUCUUUAGUCUGUACCAGUGUCAUUUUGUCGGAAAAAAACAGGCACAUGACCGUUCGACUUUACCACCACAUGUAGGAUGCCCGCGGUGUGCAAGACGGCACAAACAUUUCGUCGAGGGCAAUCUGUUGCUUGCUCAAAUUUGUAAAGCCUCUUGCGUGUGAAGUAUCUGCUCUGAUCUGGAUCGUCAAAUGACGCCACGUUUUAUGCAGUUUGGUGUAUACUCCACGUUUUCCUUAAAAUCUAUACUUUGUUUUAUCAGAUGUUCAAGCAGUCUAAGGCACGAACAUGUACAAUUACAAACCCACUAAAACGCAAGUCACUGGGCCUUCCCUUCCCUGUACGGUGCGCCCCAAACUUAAUGCCGCCACGAAAUGGUCCGGUCUCUUCACUUUUUGAGCUAUUCCUGAACCUAGCGGUCAAACUAGUUGGUGAUGAUUUGCAUCCCCGUUGAAAUCCCAACCAGGGGAAGGUAUUCCAGCAGCUGCAGCGACCAAUACAUUUUUGGGUAGCAUGCAAUCGAUCAAUAUUUGCGUAACCGAGUGGCGGCGUUAAGUUUGAGGGGCACUGUACAUGAUUGGCUUAGCAAUGAUGGAACACAUACAAAAACAUGGGGAACACUACGACGUAUUUUUGAUGCCAUUCGAUCGGUGCCGUGCGCUUGCAAGUGUCAACUGCAUCCAUACCCAAAGUAAAACAAAGUUCGGUUGACUUCGGGACAGUGUCAUGCGCUAUAUUCACAUUAGCAGCUCCAUUUCAUAGCAUAAAAGUUUUAGCGGCGCUAGGAUUUGAAUCUUUUUUAGCCAUUUCGUUAGGUGGUUACUUCUCUCAGCAUGCAUUGUUUGUACAAAUCCAUUUUCGUUGCACGGACAACCAACGGGCCAAGUAGUUUUGGGGAUCAACUUAAUAAAAAGGUUGUAAGGCACCAUGUACAGUUUCAUAAACGAGUUAAAAAAAAUGUUUUAGGCUUUUUUUUUUUUUGUUUGAAGAUCAAGUUGAAAUCUGCUAGUCCCACUAGUCUCGUCGGCCUGCGCCAGUUGCACGGAACUAAUUUCGGCGACUUUUUCCCAGUGUCUACCGUAGAAUAAUGCACAUGGAAGUUACGUCGCUCAGUGUCUGCGACCUUGGAAGUUCAAAGGGGUUGCGAAGGAGCAUUUGCUUGUUUAGAGAAGAGGUGAAGCAGUGAUAAAGUCAAAAGCACCUAUUUUGUGAAAAAAAGAUGUUCUAUUGUUGGGGACUUAACCGCGGCAUAUAUACAGCCCGCACCAAGCCUGUACGGUACUUUUUGUUUUUGUAUUGCAUCAUUUAAAUGCAUGCCUUGUUACGAGCCUAUAUAAAGAAUCUUGUAAACAAA